This is a messenger RNA of Dioscorea cayenensis subsp. rotundata (Guinea yam), 1301 nucleotides long. RefSeq names its product MADS-box transcription factor 23-like. Bases 311 to 1123 code for a protein of 270 amino acids. The transcript has 11 exons. Gene Ontology annotation, cellular component: nucleus. NCBI's taxonomy places the organism in Eukaryota, Viridiplantae, Streptophyta, Magnoliopsida, Dioscoreales, Dioscoreaceae. The record is from RefSeq and is a predicted model, not a curated record. Gene Ontology annotation, molecular function: protein dimerization activity; DNA-binding transcription factor activity, RNA polymerase II-specific; RNA polymerase II cis-regulatory region sequence-specific DNA binding. Gene Ontology annotation, biological process: positive regulation of transcription by RNA polymerase II.
UACAAAGAGAGAGAGAGAGGUCUUCUUCAUCCAAACUAUGUUUGGUUCUUAAGGUUUUUGUUCAUUCUCAUCAUUUAUAUGUAAAUAAAAUCUAAGAGGAGGAAAAGAGAGAGAGAGAGAGAGAGAGAGAGAGAGAGAGAGAGAGAGAGAGAGGAAAUCUCCACUGAGGUUCAUUCAUUUGAAGGUUGAACUAUAUAUAAAUAUAAAGAGAGAGGGAGGAAUGAAUUAUUACAGCAAGCAUCUGACUUGAGUUCCCUUCACUUGACAAGAUCUGCUGCAGGUUAAUAAUUAAUUUUGUGAAAGGAAGAGCAUGGGGAGAGGGAAGAUUGUGAUCCGUCGGAUCGAUAAUUCGACAAGUAGGCAAGUGACUUUCUCUAAGAGGAGGAAUGGUUUACUCAAAAAGGCGAAAGAGCUUGCCAUUCUUUGCGAUGCCGAUAUCGGUCUUAUCGUCUUCUCUAGCACCGGCAGGCUCUAUGAUUACUCUAGCACCAAGAUGAGCGUGCAAGUACGUAGAAGUAUUAACUCCCAUCUCAUCAUGAAGUCAAUUAUUGAUCGAUAUAACAAGGCCAAAGAAGUGCAUAAUCAAGAGUUGAGCUUGAGUUCAGAAAUUAAGUUUUGGCAAAAGGAGGCAACGAGCUUGAGGCAACAACUUCAUAACUUGCAAGAAACUCAUCGACAAUUGCUGGGCGAAGACCUUCUCGGUUUAACUGUCAAAGAUCUACAAAGCAUAGAGAAUCAACUUGAAAUAAGUCUUCGAAAUGUUCGAACAAAAAAGGAACAAGUCUUGACUGAAGAAAUCAACGAACUAAACCGAAAGGGGAAACUAAUUCAACAAGAAAAUAUGGAACUUUACAAGAAGGUACAGUUUGUGUGCCAGGAAAGCAUGGGAUUACAAAACAAGGUUUAUGCAGUAUGGGGAUCAAAUGUAGGAGUAAUUACUAGAGGCUCAAUGAUUCCAUGUGCAUUCAGUAUCACUGAAGAUGCUCAUGUGCCAGUUCAUCUUGAACUGAGCCAACCUCAACCUCAACCUCAAAAACAUGGACAAGAACAAACCGAUAUUUCACAAAUGACGGCUCCGAAGCUUAGACUUCAACUGCAAUGUGAUGGUGCUCUUCCACUAUGAGAAGGUGUUGUGCAAACUUGCAUUAAUUAAUUUGUAUUUGAUUUGAAUUUGCUGAAGGAACUAUGUAUUAAUUUGUUUGUGUGUUUAAGGCUUGUGUUGUAAUGAAAUUGAAAAUUAUGUGAAACUCUAGGAGGAAGAACUCAGUUGCAUGCAUGGUUAAAAAUUAACUUGUCUUAUG